Hydractinia symbiolongicarpus is the source of this 5711-nucleotide messenger RNA. RefSeq lists its product as uncharacterized. The transcript is spliced from 10 exons. Bases 221 to 5104 code for a protein of 1627 amino acids. The record is from RefSeq and is a predicted model, not a curated record. Lineage: Eukaryota; Metazoa; Cnidaria; Hydrozoa; Anthoathecata; Hydractiniidae. Gene Ontology annotation, molecular function: protein binding.
GGUUGGUUUGUCAUAAACUUUUAGAUUUCAGCGAAGAAAGUUCAACAGCUUUUAACGUCAGCACAUUUUUUAAAAAAAGAUAAAUAUAUAUUUAUAUACAAAUAUUUAUAUAUAAAAUCUGUUUCACGGCCGAACAGCAUUUAACGUUGAAAGAAUAUCAGGACAGGACAUAAAAUUACAUAUAUAUAUAAAAUAAAUCUGUUACACUGAUAUUAUAGUCAUGGCAACGGCAGUACCUCCAACAGGAUCUUCUCACCACGCAUUGAUCACUAACAAUGAAUAUCAAAUUAAAUUGGUCACGCUUCUCAAUGAAUGUUGUGACCACUUACGUGAAAUUUUACAUGACCCAGCCCGUGGUAAUAUGCCAAGGGAUAAGAAACAAUUAUAUUUGUCAUUGAAAAAAUAUAAGAAACAUUUAAACCAUCUGAAAAGAGAUCAGCUGGAAAUCGUUUUUCCGCAAGAUAAGGAAACAGAUUCGGAAUUGUUUGACAUCACUAUUUUAUGUGACGUUCUAAUUAAUUGUUGUCACGGUAUACAAGCACCAAUUGGUGGAUGGAGGACCAGAACACCGCAACCAAAUGAUUACAGUGUCGGUGCUGACAUCAUUCGAAUCAGAAAUGAGCGCAAUAAUGUUAUGCAUGGAAGAGCAAUGAGUUCAGGACAAUAUAAUCAGCUAUGGAAUGCCAUAGAAGGUAUAUUAAGAAGACUCGGAUACGACAUAACGAAAAUUAAAGAUUUGAAAUCUGGUUGCUUGAAUGACUUAGACUUAUUUAAAAUCGAAGUUAUAAAAGCAAAGAUUGAAAUUCAAUAUUUUAAUCAAAAAGACAACCAAGAAAAUAUAAAACAAAAUCAAGAUGACAUCAAAGCAAAUAAAGACAGUAUUCAGCAAAACGAAGAUGGUAUUAAACAAAAUCAAGGUGACAUCAAAGCAAAUAAAGACAGUAUUCAUCAAAACGAAGAUGGUAUGAAACAAAAUCAAGAUGACAUCAAAGCAAAUAAAGACAAUAUUCAUCAAAACGAAGAUGGUAUUAAACAAAAUCAAGAUGACAUCAAAGCAAAUAAAGACAAUAUUCAGCAAAACAAAAAUGGUAUUACACAAAAUCAAGAUGACAUCAAAGCAAAUAAAGACAGUAUUCAGCAAAACGAAGAUGGUAUUAAACAAAAUCAAGAUGACAUCAAAGCAAAUAAAGACAAUAUUCUGCAAAACGAAGAUGGUAUUAAACAAAAUCAAGAUGACAUCAAAGCAAAUAAAGACAAUAUUCAGCAAAACAAAAAUGGUAUUACACAAAAUCAAGAUGACAUCAAAGCAAAUAAAGACAGUAUUCAGCAAAACGAAGAUGGUAUUAAACAAAAUCAAGAUGACAUCAAAGCAAAUAAAGAAAAUAUUCAGGAAAACAAAGGUGGUAUUAAAGAGAAUAAAGAGAAUUAUAAUCGAUUAGCAGCCGAAGUGGAAAUAGUAAAGCAAACAAUUUCUUCAUCAUCAUGUGAUCAGAAGAGUUCUCAGUUGGAAGAAACUAUAAAAGAACAACCCAGUUAUAUACUAUUAAAAAAUUUCCGAGGAGAUUUUCUAAUACAAUUUGAAGAUGGCUGCUCCCACUGGUCUAUGAAAAGUGUACAAGUCAUCAUUACUGAAAAUUUUGCGAUAGAAUCAAAAGAACUUCAUGUCGACAACGAUUACAUUGUGGAAGAAGAAGAAGGUACACUAAUCCUGAUUAUUUACAAUCACAUUGCCAAAUCGAUUAAUGGGUUAUCAGUUACGUUAGUUGACAGUGAAAGUAAAACUCAUUUGAUUCCAAUUGAAGAUAUUGCACUGGUCCGAGCACAUAAGUGUACAACCAGCUAUUUUGAUGUUAGAACCCACAACAGUGGAAGAAUAUCUGAACAGAUAAAAUGCAUUGUAGGAGCAGAAAGAGAAGAAACAAAUAUUGAAUUUAUAUGUGGUGGUAGCCUGCAAACAAUGGAACCUAAGGAGUACGAAGCAUUUGAAAGAGAUUACAUCCAGCGUUAUUUCACCGUCAAUGGUAAAUGCAUGGAAGAACCACUCCAAAUUCCACCCCCAAUGCCAAAAGUCACACAUUCCUUAUUCGCACAAAAGAUAAAGGAUGUUAUAAUCGAAUUACAACCUCGGUUGUUUACAAUAUUUACUCAUUAUAACACGAAGGAACAUAUUCGAUUUCUAAAACUGGAUAAAGAAUUUUCUUUGAGUUUGGAAAGCACAAUUAAUGAUAACAAAAGAAUUCUACUUGUGUUGCCAAAUUAUAUCGUCAACAUUAGAUACACAGAAACAACCGACGCAGUAAGACUACAAGAUGAAGUCAAAGCGGGCGAAGAAGACUUGAAGGAGCUAUCUAUCAUCACUAAAAAAUAUCUUACAAAUGGUCACCUGACAAUGGUUAAUGUUGUAGCUGCACCACAUUUCGAAGAUAUCGAAAAUAUCCACCUUUGUGUAGACUGCAACUUACUCUCCAAAAAAACUUUGGCUGAGGAUAGAAAUAUGACGAAGUUCUUUUCAAAUAUUUUGCAAAGCUCACAAGUACAAAAUAAUGUUCAGGACAACAAAGAACGGUAUAUCAACAUAGUUGGUAAAGUCAUGUGUUUUAUGGCUACAAGAAAAGCACUCUAUUCUGUUCCUUCACUCAGUAAAAACGUCCACGAACAAAUAAGCUCGUUAAUACUUUCUCCACAGCAACUCCGUCAUUUAUACAACAACUCUUUAAAAAAAAUUAUAAUCGGUCCUCUAGGCAGUGGUAAGACAGUGCUAGCUUUAGCACAUUUGGAAGUAGCUUACGAGCGCUCUGAGAAUAGAUCGGUCAUAUACUACGUUAUUUGGGACGGCAACACAUUGCUUAAACGGGAUAUUGUCAAUCACACUAAAAGAUUUAAUUACAAAGCCGCUGUCGAAGUUGUUGUAAAGGAUAAUGUCGAGUUAGCUAAGGAUUUGAAAAUGAAUGAAGUGCCAACACCAUACCAGUUAUUAGAGUCAUUGGUUAAGAAACAUGUUGACCAAAACCUGCAUCUAAUAAUUGAUGAAUUAAAUGGAGAGUUAUUUAACAAGGAAGAAUCAUCUUUGCUUAAACACUAUCUGGAAACUGAAGACAAAUUAAAUAACUCUUUCAUCAUUUUUUUCCCACAUUCCAUUGAGAAACAUAGAACAUUAAUUUCACACCAAAGAGUCACAAUACAUGACAAGUACAAGUAUGAAGAAACAGGAAUGAAAGUUUUAAAAUUGAACAGAGCAAUGAGAACAACCCGGAUAAUCUUUCAGUUUUUAAAGGCUUUUGAAAAUGAAGUAGAACAAGACAAGGUAACAAUGAAGCUUCCCGAUCAGCAAUCAAAAGAAGGAAUGUCCACCAAACAACCACAACAGCAGCAAGAGCCACAACGGCGACAACAACAACAACAGCAGCAGCGGCAGCAGCAACCACCACCACCACCGCAACAACAAGGACAAACUACCAGUAGCAAUGUCACGCCGAUAAUAAAAGGAGAAGAAGAAAGUUUUGAAACACCGGUUGAUAUUGAUGUCGUUGCAGCUUCCAUACCAGAUGGGGAUCUUUCGGGUAAUGUUAGAAUUGACACUUCAUUAAAAUUUAAUACAGCGUAUUCAAUCGGUCAUAAUAUCGAAGGAACAAAACCGUUAUUGAUACAUCCGGCAAAAACUCCAACAACAGACAAAGAGUUUAUACCAAUUUUAGCACUUGUUUUACAAGAUGUAUGUUUACAUCAUGCCACUAAACGUUUGUUCAUAUAUAACACAUUUCCUCAAAAGGAUAUUUUUUACAGAUUACUGAAACUGUUAAAAAUUGAUUGUCUUCGCUACGACAAGUACACUGACUGGAAAGUUUUAAAUUGUGAUGAUAUCACAGUUAAAAAUCCCUUACAGAGUCAAACUUAUAACCUGCUCACUACUAUUGAGGGAAGUCGUGGAGUUGAAGCAGCCGAAUGCAUCUGUAUAAUUGAAAGCAAUGAUUGCAAGUUAAAACAUUUGACGUUAGAAGCAAUGUCCAGAGCAACACAAAAUCUGGUCCUUGUUUCAACGUCCAACGUUUACCAAUCAGAUACAGUAAAAUCAUCAACUGGUCAUAUCAUCAGUAAACUGUUAGAUGAACAUUUGGUUGAAUACAAUGUAGAAGUCUCAAACGAUGAAGAUACAGAAAUACCGUUCACAAAGUCCAUGGAAAGUAACAAUAAAAUAGUUUUUAACAUAAAACCACAAUAUUGGAAAUUCAAAGAAAUGAUAAAAGAUUUGGAACAUGUUGGUUUUUAUGCAACGGCUGAACGCCUAAAUGCGCACGAGAUCGUUAGGAAAAACCUUUAUCCUCCUGGAAAAGUGAGCAAUAUAAUUUGCUCAUAUUUGUCACGUAAAUCAUGCAUAUUGAGAUGGCAACAGCACGCUAUUAAAUACACCGUUAGUAGACAAGAAAGUAAAAGUUUAACCUGGAAUAACUUAGCAACUAACAUUUCUUGCAAUCAAUACAUCGUUGAUGACAUGGAAAUUGGUGAAUCGUGCAAGUUUUGUGUAGUUGCUAAAAAUCAUCUUGGUGUAUCUGAUGACAGCACUGUUUCUUAUCGUCACGAACUUCCAAAAGUCAUGGGUGUCCAAUUUGAAGAUAUCGUGAAAAUUUUUACAACUAACGAUAUCAAGAAACUGAAAAAAUUGCUAUCCAUUCAUCCAAACAUCGUUCACAUGAGAGAUGUAGUUGAACACACACCAUUGAUGUGGACAGUAUGUUACACCAACAAUACAUCAAUGGUGGAAAUACUCAUCUCAUAUGGGAGUGAUGUUUGGGCGGAAAAUAGAUGGAAACAAAACAGUUAUCAUUUGGCUGCAAUGUUUGAUCGUCACACAAUAUUAGAUAUGUUAUGUCAACAUGAUGUAACAAACAUCAACCGUGUAGAUGUUAAGAACCGCACACCAUUACAUUAUGCUGCAUGGAAUGGUUACAUCUCAUGUGUUGAUGUUUUGUUACGUCAUAAAAAUAUUGAUGUGACGAUCAAAGAUAAAGAUGGAUAUACAGCUUAUGAUGUUGCUGGAGGAUCGAGUGAACACAACCGGGAAAUAAUAAGACAAAAAAUAAAAGAAUACAAAGACAGGACGAAGUAAACAUUUCAAAUGAUUUUGUUUUGAAAAACAACAAUCAGUUUGUGAGAUGAGGAACGAGUCCAUUUUUUAGUUUUAUUUUAUAUUGUAAUAAAUUUAUUUGUAGUAAAACGUACUGAAACAUUUUUCUGUUCAAUUUUUAUCAAGCCUUGUUUCGUUUAUAUUUCUUUGACACAUGUCCAAGGUCACGUGUUUUUUUAACUGUCUGAAACUUGCCGCAUGACAAACAUCAACUGAUAUACUUUCUCAACCUCGUCCCCAAGUCUUGUUAGACCUUUUAUAUUUUAAAGGCCUGAACAAGGCCCUGGCCCUGGCUGGUCACGUGACGACAGAAUACCCACGUAUAGUGGGUAUUUUGAAAAUAAUUAUGUGUCUCGCUCUUCCAAAAUAUACACAAGCAGUCGAGAAGAAAAUAAAAGAACUGACACAAUUAUUUAGAAUGGUUAAAAUAAUAUUAAUAAAAAAAAAAUUAUAGAUAUUUUUAUAUAAAUAUUUUUAUAUAAAUAUUUUUAUAUUGUAAAAAAUAUUUUUAUUUAUUUAUAAUAGUAUUAUUUCAUGUAUAAAAGAACUGUUAAUAAAUAUUGUAUAAUAUAUUAAACAUUCACACUUG